AUGUGUGAAGUGACCUGGGGGACGUGUGAGGUGACCUGUGGGACGUGUGAGGUGACCUGGGGGAUGUGUGAGGUGACCUGGGGGACGUGUGAGGUGACCUGGGGGACGUGUGAGGUGACGUGGCGGAUGUGUGAGGUGACGUGGGGAAUGUGUGAGGUGACCUGGGGGACGUGUGAGGUGACGUGGGGAAUGUGUGAGGUGACCUGGGGGACGUGUGAGGUGACCUGUGGGACGUGUGAGGUGACCUGGGGGAUGUGUGAGGUGACCUGUGGGACGUGUGAGGCUCCAGGAAAGGGGCUGGAGUGGGUCUUGGGUAUUAGUUGGAAUGGCGGUAAGACGCACUAUGUGGACUCCGUGAAGGGCCAAUUUACAAUCUCCAGAGACAAUUCCAGGAAGUCCCUGUAUCUGCAAAAGAACAGACAGAGAGCCAAGGACAUGGCCGUGUAUUACUGUGUGAGAAAUCCUUGCAGUCAUGUUCUAGUAAAGCCCUCAGAGACCCUCUCCUUCACCUGUGCUGCCUCUGGAUUUCCGAUCAUAACCAGUACUUCCUCCUGGAGCUGGAUCUGCCAGCCCCCAGGGAAGGAGCUGAAGUGGGUCAGGGACAUGGAUGAAGCUGACAACCAUCAUUCUCAGCAAACUAACAGAAGAAUAGAAAACCAGACACCGCUGUUUUCACUCGUGUCCAGUGUGAGGUGCAGCUGGUGGAGUCUGCGGGAGGCCUUGGUACAGCCUGGGGGGUCCCUUAGACUCUCCUGUGCAGCCUCUGGAUUCACUUUCAGUAACGCCUGGAUGAGCUGGGUCCGCCAGGCUCCAGGGAAGGGGCUGGAGUGGGUUGGCCGUAUUAAAAGCAAAGCUAAUGGUGGGACAACAGACUACGCUGCACCUGUGAAAGGCAGAUUCACCAUCUCAAGAGAUGAUUCAAAAAACACGCUGUAUCUGCAAAUGAACAGCCUGAAAACCGAGGACACGGCCGUGUAUUACUGUACCACAGACACAGAUUCCAUGGCCACAGUCUGGACAGUGGAUGAGCCCACCAGCCCCAGCACUGACCUCCAAGCCAAGCAUGUCCCUGCCUUUGCUGUGGUCUCCAGUGCCAUGAACUCAGCCGCUGUCCUGGGCACCAGCCCAUCUUCCCCGACCUUCACCUUCACCCUCGGAUGGCAUUACUCGCGGGACUGCAGCAGCAUCAAGGCUGGCCACCGCUCCUCCUACCUGCUGGCCAUCACCACGGAGCGCUCCAAGUCCUGCGAUGAUGGACUCAACACCUUCUGUGACGAGGGCCAGGUUCUGCGGCACCUGCCAAACCGCAUACCCAGCCUGCCGUUGCUCCGGAGCUUCUUCACAGACGGGUCCUUGGAUAGCUGGGGCACCUCUGAAGAUGCUGACGCUCCUUCUAAGCGACACUCAACCUCUGACCUCUCAGAUGCGACCUUCAGCAAUAUCAGGAGAGAAGGCUGGUUGUAUUAUAAGCAGAUUCUCACCAAGAAGGGGAAGAAAGCGGGCAGCAGCCUGCGCCAGUGGAAGUGGGUGUACGCCGCGCUGCUGGCUCGCUCGCUCUCGCUGAGCAAGGAGCGGCGGGAGCCCGGGCCGGUGGCGGCGGGGGCUGCGGCGGCUGGCGCAGGUGAGGAUGAGGCGGCGCCCGUCUGCAUCGGCUCCUGCCUCGUGGACAUCUCCUACAGCAAGACCAAGAGGAGGCACGUGUUCCGGCUGACCACCGCUGACUUCUGUGAAUAUCUCUUUCAGGCUGAGGACCGGGAUGGCAUGCUGGGCUGGAUCAGAGCGAUCCGGGAGAACAGCAGGGCCGAGGGCGAGGACCCCGGCUGUGCCAACCAAGCUCUGAUCAGCAAGAAGCUUAAUGAUUAUCGCAAAGUGAGCCAUAGCUCUGGGCCCAAAGCUGAUUCCUCCCCCAAAGGCUCUUGCGGCCUGGGGGUCCUCAAGUCUGAGUUCCUCAAGCAGAGUGCGGCACGUGGCCUCAGGACUCAGGACCUGCCCGCAGGGAGCAAGGAUGACACUGCUGCAGCCCCCAAAACCCCCUGGGGCAUCAACAUCAUCAAGAAAAAUAAGAAGGCUGCCCCAAGGGCAUUUGGGGUCAGGCUGGAGGAGUGCCAGCCAGCCACGGAGAACCAGCAUGUCCCCUUAAUCGUGGCUGCAUGCUGUCACAUUGUGGAGGCACGAGGGCUGGAGUCCACAGGCUUUUACCGAGUGCCUGGCAACAAUGCAGUGCUGUCCAGCCUACAGGAGCAGCUCAACCAUGGGCCUGGUGACAUCAACCAGCAGGAUGAGCGCUGGCAAGACCUCAAUGUGAUCAACAGCCUGCUCAAGUCCUUAUUCCGAAAGCUGCCUGAGCCUCUUUUCACUGCUGACAAAUACAACGACUUUAUCGAGGCCAACUGCAUUGAGGACGCACGGGAGCAGAUGAGGACGCUGCGGAAGCUGAUCCGGGAUCUCCCAGUACACUACUAUGAAACGCUCAAAUUCCUUGUGGGCCAUCUCAAGACCAUCGCUGACCACUCUGAGAAAAACAAGAUGGAACCCUGGAACCUGGCCCUGGUCUUUGGGCGGACACUGGUGAGGACGUCUGAGGACAACAUGACAGACAUGGUGACCCACAUGCCUGACCGCUACAAGAUCGUGGAGACACUGAUCCAGCACUCAGACUGGUCCUUCAGUGACGAAGAGGACAAGGGAGAGAGAGAGUAAACCCCUGUGGGCAGCAAGGAGCCUCAGGCAGUGCCCAACAUUGAGUACCUCCUGCCCAACAUUGGCAGGACAGUGCCCCCUGGUGACCCGGGGUCAGAUUCUACCACCUGUAGUUCAGUCAAGUCCAAGGUGCCCAAUUCCAGGUGCAGCUGGUGCAGUCUGGGGCUGAAGGAGGAAGCUUGGGGCCUCAGUGAAGGUGUCCCGCAAAGCUCUGGAUACACCUUCACCAGCUACGAUAUUCACUGUAUCCUGGUGAGGAGCCACCCCACAUCUGUGCCCUUCCUUAGUGUCCACACCAUGGGGUCUGUGCUGAUCUGGGCUUCUCUUGUCAUCACUCUCAAUAUCCAGGUUCCCCAUGGAUCAGGCCCUGCUGUGGCUGCUCAAAGGGGGACAGGAGGGGACUGCCUGGUAGAUGCUUCUCAGAACCACCAGGGGGUGCUCAGGACAUCAGGAGGCACUAAGAACCAUCAGGGGAUGCUCAGGACACCAGGGGGUGCUCAGGACACCAUGGGUUACUCAAAACCACCAGGGGGUGCUCAGAACCACCAUGGGGCACUGAUGACAAGAAGGGAUGUUCAGAACCACCUGGGGGUGUGGAGCCUCAGGAAAACAGGGGCGCUCAGGACACCAGGGGGUGCUCAGAACCACCAGGGGGUACUCAGGAAACCAGGGGACUCAGAACCACUAGGGAGCACUCAGGACAUGAGGAGGCACUCAGGACAUGAGGAGGCACUCAGAACCACCGGGGACGAUCGGGACACCAGGUGGUUCAGAACCACUAGGGUGUGCUCAGAACCACCAGGGGUGCUCAGAACCCCAGGGGGGCGCUCAGGACACCAGGGGCAUCUCAGAAUAACCAGGCCGUGCUCAGGACACCUGGGGGGUGCUCAGGACCUCCAGGGGCGCACAGGAUGCAAAGGAUAG
This is a messenger RNA of Pan troglodytes (chimpanzee), 3624 nucleotides long. RefSeq names its product rho GTPase-activating protein 23-like. The record is from RefSeq and is a predicted model, not a curated record. Lineage: Eukaryota; Metazoa; Chordata; Mammalia; Primates; Hominidae. The transcript has 26 exons. Gene Ontology annotation, biological process: signal transduction.